This is a messenger RNA of Engraulis encrasicolus (European anchovy), 3392 nucleotides long. RefSeq names its product DEAD (Asp-Glu-Ala-Asp) box polypeptide 54 (gene ddx54). The record is from RefSeq and is a predicted model, not a curated record. Gene Ontology annotation, cellular component: nucleus. The transcript has 20 exons. Gene Ontology annotation, molecular function: RNA binding; RNA helicase activity; ATP binding. Lineage: Eukaryota; Metazoa; Chordata; Actinopteri; Clupeiformes; Engraulidae. The coding region runs from base 157 to 2781 and encodes 874 amino acids.
CGCCGAGAAUCACACGUGUUUCAAAAUGGACUCUUUCUACAUGUUUGAGUGGUGAAGUGUUUUUCUGCGAGUGUUUAGCCAGGGUUUCUCGGUUAAACCUUUUUUGAGAAAGCUGUCGUAUUUCUUAAUUAGGAAGUAGUUGGAAUUCGCACAAUAAUGGCUCAAAGGAAGAAGAAACUAACCAAAAAGAAGAGACAUGGACCACCCCACGGCCAAAACAGAGGACCAGAGGUGGACUCGGACGAGGGAGAUUUUGAGCUUACUACUGAAUUCAACGACGAUGCUGCCAGUAGAAAACUUCCAAGGUUCCCUGCACCAUCGGACGCCCUGUCUGAUGUGGAACCAGACACCAGAGAACUGGUCCGGGCCCAGAAUAAAAAGCAGAAGAAGUCCGGAGGGUUUCAAUCCAUGGGCCUAAGCUUCCCGGUCUUUAAAGGUGUCAUGAAGAAGGGAUAUAAAGUUCCCACUCCUAUUCAGAGAAAGACUAUCCCAGUCAUCCUGGACGGGAAAGAUGUAGUGGCCAUGGCGAGGACUGGUAGUGGUAAGACGGCGGCGUUCCUAGUGCCCAUGUUUGAGAAGCUGAAGGCCCCACAGGCCCAGACAGGAGCCAGGGCUCUGGUCCUCACCCCCACCAGAGAACUGGCCCUCCAGACCAUGAAGUUCACCAGAGAGCUUGGGAAAUUUACAGGGCUGAAAAUUGCCCUAAUUCUUGGAGGAGACAGUAUGGAAGAACAGUUUGCUGCCCUCCACGAGAAUCCUGACAUCAUCAUUGGUACCCCUGGUCGUCUGAUGCACGUCGUCAUGGAGAUGAACCUGAAGCUGCAGAGUGUGGAGUAUGUGGUGUUUGAUGAGGCUGACAGGUUGUUUGAGAUGGGCUUUGCAGAGCAGCUGCAGGAGAUCAUUCGUCGGCUCCCGGACACACGGCAGACCCUCCUCUUCUCUGCCACACUGCCCAAACUGCUGGUGGAGUUUGCACGUGCAGGACUGACAGACCCUACUCUGGUUCGUCUGGAUGUGGACACCAAGCUGAGUGACCAGUUGAAGCUGUCCUUCUUCCAGGUGCGUCUGGACGAUAAGCCGGCCAUGCUGCUGUCUCUGCUGAGGACGGUGGUGAAGGCCCAGGAGCAGACUGUGGUCUUCGUGGCCACCAAACACCACGUGGAGUACAUCAAAGAGAUGCUGAUAUCGCAGGGCAUCGAGGUUGCCUACAUCUACAGUGCCCUGGACCAGACGGCCAGGAAGAUCAACAUUGGCCGCUUUGUGCACCGCAAGGCCAUGGUGCUGCUGGUCACAGACGUGGCCGCUCGUGGUAUCGACAUCCCCAUGCUGGACAACGUCAUCAACUACAACUUCCCCUCCAAAUCCAAACUCUUCCUGCACAGAGUGGGUCGUGUUGCUCGAGCGGGCCGCGGUGGUGCAGCCUACAGCCUGGUGUGUCCAGACGAGGUGCCGUAUGUCUACGACCUCCACCUCUUCCUGGGCAGACCCAUCCAGUUGGCCCUGCCUGACCACCAGAAAGACGCGGAUGGUGUGUUUGGCCGCGUGCCUCAGAGUCUCCUUGACGACGAGGAGGGUCAGCUGAUCACGGCGCUUGAGAACUCUGUGGAGCUGGAGAACCUGAAGCGCAUCGCGGACAACGCCUACAAGCAGUACCUCAAGUCCCGGCCCAGCCCCGCCCCCGAGUCCGUCAAGCGCGUCAAGCACACAGACUUCUCCACCAUGGCUGUGCACCCUCUGCUGGGGUCUGGCCUAGAGCAGGUGGAGCUGGAGAGGUUGCAGAUGGUGGACCACAUCAAGGGCUACAAGUCUAAAGCUACGAUCUUCGAGAUCAACGCCACCAACAAGACGAGUGCGAGCGAGGUGAUGAGAAACAAGCGUCGCCGGGACACGAAGCGGGUCAACACGUUCGCCCGCUCUCGAGAGGAGCGCCUGGCGGAGCAGCAGCUGCACACGCCGACCCCACACUCAUCUGUCACCCGCAACAGCGAGGACGAGCAGGAGGAAGAGGAGGACAUCCAGGGUGUGUUUGCUGAGGUGGUGGGAGGCAAGCGUAAGAAACCGUCGGUAGGAGAGGAGAACGCGGAGCAGCCCAAGGGCAAGAAGAACCGUGAGUCGGGCAAGGACGAGGAGUUCUACAUUCCAUACCGGCCCAAAGACUUCAACUCCGAGAGAGGGCUGAGUCUGACCGGCGAGGGCACUACGUUUGAACAGCAGGCAUCCACAGCAGUGCUGGACCUGAUGGGAGAUGAGAACGCCACCCUCACCCAGCACAAGAGCAUCAUGAAAUGGGACCGCAAGAGGAAGCGUUUUGUGCGCGACACGGGCAAGGAGGACAAGAAGAAGAAGGUGCGGCUGGAGAACGGCCAGGUGGUCAGCACCCACAAGAAGAAGAGCCACUAUGAGCAGUGGAAGAAGAAGAACAAGAUGGACGAUGACGACGCUGACUCAGACAGAGAGUAUGGAGGAGGUCGAGGAGGAGGGCCGAUGGGAGGCCGUGGAGGUCGGCGAGGUCGGGGUGGUCCUGGGGGCCGUGGUGGCCGUGGCGGUGGUGGCCGUGGCGGUGGCCCUCAGAUGGGUGCAGACGGGAAGCCCGUCCGCUCAGAGCUGAAGAGCCGGGAGCACAUCCUGAAGCAGAGGAGGAAGCAGGACAAGCAGAAGUUCCUGCAGAGCGGCGGCAUGAAGAAGCUGCGCAGCAAGGGCCGGCAGAACCUCAACAACGUCAUGAAGUCCGGCUUCGGCAGAGGAGGACAGAAGAAGGGCAAGAUGAGGAAGAAGAUGUGAGGAUCAUGGGCAAAUAUGUAAAAUAUCUUUCAUAUGUCUGUGGCGAGGACGUGUGGAUGUGUUUGUGGUCCGUGUUUGGCAGAGAGGAGCAAAAGAAUGGAAAGAGCAGAAAGAAGAUCUGAGGAAAGGGGGCAUCCUCUCCAUGUGUAUGUGUGGGAGAGAGACAGUGUGUGUGUAUGUGUGUGUGCGCGCCUUACUGUGCGCGCCUUUUUUGGGGAGAGUCACGGUCCUUUCAUACAUUUGUGGACUUUAUGACUGGUCUGGUUCUCUGCGUACAGACAAGAAGUUUGAUAGUGAGAGUGGGUGCUCCACUGCCUCACCCCCUGCUGUAAGACUCUGGUGGUGGUUCUCACACCAAGAUCACAGGACAUUAACAGAAGACACGAUAUGAUAACGGUUGACACCGUUUCUCCUGUGACCUUAGUAACAUCUUGUCACGGUCUAUUUCUCAGUGAUAUUAUAUUAUGCGAUACAGAUAAAAUAUGCUUGAGUUUUUAACUGUGUAGUUGCUUUCAGUAUGAUUUUGUGCCAAGACGAAAGUUUGUACACCCAUCCAAUGAAGUCAUUGGUUUUGAAAAGAUGUCAAAUAAAUAUGUAAAUGAGGAAACAGU